CUCGCGUCUGAUCAGCAGCAGGAGCGUUUCUCCAUUUAGCAGCCCGUCUGCAGCGACCCAGCCCGGGACUCUCCCCGCUCCAGCGGCCCGCCCCCCCCCGCCGCCCCCCCGCGGGCUCAGCCGUUCCGGGAACUUUCCCCUUUGUGCAGACAGAAGACGGGAGGACGGCGCCAGAGAGCCUCUUUGUUCCAGCCCGGUCUGUCCCGUUCCUGGUUUUUGGGGGGGUCGGCUCAGCGUCGCUGCUGGGGAGACAGAAUGGGGGCGCAGCUGUCCAAGACUGGAGGGACAGCGGGACCUGCGACGGAGCAGCCCGGAGAGGCUGCAGCUCCACCCGCCAAGACCACCGGACAGGAGAAUGGCCAUGUCAAAUCCAACGGUGACGCCUCCAUCGCAGCAGCUGAGAAUGGAAAACAGGAAGUGCAGGGCAACGGUAGCACCACAGCCGAGGAACUCUCCAAGGAAGACGGGCUGGUGGAGGAGGAUGGUGGUGAGGGGGAGAAAGUAGAGGCUGCGGCCCCCGAAGAGGCCAAGACAGAAGAGGCAGCGGGUUCCAGCAGCAGCGAGACGCCCAAGAAGAAGAAGUUCUCCUUCAAGAAGUCCUUCAAGCUCAGCGGCUUUUCUUUCAAAAAGACCAAGAAAGAGACGGGCGGCGGUUCAGAGGCUGAGGAGGCUCCAGCCACGGAGGGGGAGGCCACGCCCGCCGGGGAGGGGGCGCCGGCGGUGAGGCCGGCAGAGGAGGCCCAGCCCGCCGGCGGGGAGGCGGAACCUGCUGCCGAGCCGGCCAAGGUCGAGGCAACGCUGGCACAGGCCCCAGCAGAGCUGCCGGCCGCGGGGGCGGAGCUGCCGUCUCCGGCCGCGGGGGCGGAACUGCCGUCUCCGGGGGCGGAGCUGCCGUCUCCGGCCGCGGGGGCGGAACUGCCGUCUCCGGGGGCGGAGCUGCCGUCUCCGGCCGCGGCGGCGGAGCUGCCGUCUCCGGCCGCGGGGGCGGAGCUGCCGUCUCCGGCCGCGGGGGCGGAGCUGCCGGCUCCGGGGGCGGGGGCGGGGGCUGAACGUCCCGCCGAAGAGGCUAAAGAGGAGCCAGAGGCGGAGGAGGAACCGACUGCAGUGGCCCAAGAGCCAAAGACGGAAGAGGCCCCCCCGGCGGCCCAGGAGGCCCCCCCGGCGGCCCAGGAGGCCCCCCCGGCGGCCCAGGAGGCCCCCCCGGCGGCCCAGGAGGCCCCCCCGGCAGCCCAGGAGGCCCCCCCGGCAGCCCAGGAGGCCCCCCCGGCAGCCCAGGAGGCGGCGCCGGCAGCCGAGGAACCGGCAUCCGCCACUGCCGCCGAGGCUUCUGCUGAGUAACGUCUGAGAAGAGCAAGCGUGGAGCAGGAAGAUGAUCCCGGAACCCCUCCCUGGUUGGACUGAGCUCCGGUCCCGGCUCUGACGGCUCCCCCACAUCCAGGAUCUCUAAAGCUUCCUCUGAUUCCCAGUUCCCUCUCCCCUUUAUACAGCAAACCCAUCUCUGUCCCCGGCCGGCGCCGGUCGGCUUCAGCAUGUCCGGCCCAUUAGAUCCACCCACGCUCCACACCGACGUCAGUAUUCCAGACCCGGGGGGGGCUGACGUCAGCUCUACACCGCCACUCCAACACUCCAGCAGUCGUCUUCAGCAGCAGAUCCGGAGUUGGGAGGGUUGAGGAAGCCGUUUGCUCCUCCUCAGUGGUGGCGUGGGAAGCACCACUGGUAUAGGCUUUACGGUUUACUGUUGGUUCGAUGACCUUAAUAAAGAUGUAAGUAUGUACAGGCCGGCUGUUUUAACUGUGAUUUUUGUACAAAAUGAAAAGAAAGAAAAAAAAAAAGCUAAAAAUCUCUUGAAGCACGUGAAGUUUGCAGAUCCUUUUUCUCGCCACCUGCAGAUUUUUUUGUAAAAUA
This is a messenger RNA of Salarias fasciatus (jewelled blenny), 1905 nucleotides long. RefSeq names its product myristoylated alanine-rich C-kinase substrate. Gene Ontology annotation, cellular component: actin filament bundle; plasma membrane; cytoplasm. The record is from RefSeq and is a predicted model, not a curated record. Lineage: Eukaryota; Metazoa; Chordata; Actinopteri; Blenniiformes; Blenniidae. Gene Ontology annotation, molecular function: calmodulin binding; actin filament binding. Gene Ontology annotation, biological process: central nervous system development; actin filament organization. The transcript has 2 exons. Bases 256 to 1338 code for a protein of 360 amino acids.